Molecule: messenger RNA, 615 nt
Organism: Microthlaspi erraticum
Lineage: Eukaryota; Viridiplantae; Streptophyta; Magnoliopsida; Brassicales; Brassicaceae
Source: the annotation of a GenBank genome assembly
AUGCUGGAUAAGUCUAUAAGAGACAUAGAGAGGGAGAGGCAAGGCCUUCAAUCACAAGAGAAGAAACUCAUUGCCGAGAUUAAGAAAACCGCAAAGCAAGGCCAAAUGGGAGCUGUGAAAGUAAUGGCGAAGGAUCUGAUUAGAACACGGCACCAGAUUGAGAAGUUUUACAAGCUUAAAUCCCAACUCCAAGGUGUAUCUCUCAGGAUCCAGACUCUGAAAUCAACGCAAGCAAUGGGAGAGGCGAUGAAAGGUGUGACGAAAGCAAUGGGGCAAAUGAACAGGCAGAUGAACCUGCCGUCUUUGCAGAAAAUCAUGCAAGAGUUUGAGAGGCAGAACGAGAAGAUGGAGAUGGUCUCUGAGGUGAUGGGAGAUGCUAUUGAUGAUGCUUUGGAAGGAGAUGAGGAAGAGGAAGAGACUGAAGAUCUUGUUAGCCAAGUCCUUGACGAGAUUGGUAUCGACAUCAACCAAGAGCUGGUGAAUGCUCCAUCUGGUGCGGUGGCAGCACCAGCGGCGAAGAACAAGGUGGUGCAAGCUGAGGCGGCCGGAGCUGAGGACGGUGGAGGAAUAGACAGUGACCUUCAGGCGAGGUUGGACAACCUACGGAAAAUGUGA